This is a messenger RNA of Papilio machaon (common yellow swallowtail), 951 nucleotides long. RefSeq names its product 5-hydroxytryptamine receptor 1D. The coding region runs from base 1 to 951 and encodes 316 amino acids. Lineage: Eukaryota; Metazoa; Arthropoda; Insecta; Lepidoptera; Papilionidae. Gene Ontology annotation, biological process: G protein-coupled receptor signaling pathway, coupled to cyclic nucleotide second messenger; chemical synaptic transmission. Gene Ontology annotation, molecular function: neurotransmitter receptor activity; G protein-coupled serotonin receptor activity. The record is from RefSeq and is a predicted model, not a curated record. Gene Ontology annotation, cellular component: membrane; dendrite. The transcript is spliced from 6 exons.
AUGUCGUGGUGUGUGUUCGCGGCGACAGCUGUAGUAAUCACUCUCACAACGGUGGUGGCCAACGUGGUGGCGCUACUAGCGCUGUGGCGGGUUAGUCGUGUGCCUUCACACUAUCCCCUCAUGAGCUUGGUGACAGCUGAUCUGCUGGUAGGAUCUGUUGUCAUGCCUAUAGGGGGCGCAAGGGAGCUGUUCGUAUUUCAUUUAGAUAAGACUCUUUGCUCUGUAUGGAGUACACUGGACGUACUAGGCUGCACCGCAUCAAUCCUGUCUCUGUGCGCGCUGGGCUGGGAGCGAUAUCGCGCUGUGACGUCACCACUUGCACAGCGCCGCGACACCGCAAAACAUCUGGCUAUGAUGGUUUGGCCGGUGGCGACUACGGUUGCACUACUCACUGCCUUCAUACCAACUACUGAGCAUCAUGAUCCUGGGAAAGCGCAGAAAGCUUGCACUGUUAAUAUUAAUGUCGGAUACGUGUUCGGGAGUAUUUUGCUAUCAUUCUACACUCCUGCAGUGGUGAUGAUAGUGUUUUACACGAAGAUAAUCCGCAGCCUCUCCGCGCCGCCGCCCAUACGCGCACACCGAGGUCGUUCGCCAGUACCUGAAGUCACAUCAAUUGAUGUAAGGCAGCUACCGAAUUUAAACAUACUAACGCGUGCUGCCGCUCUCAUUCCGCCCGAUGCGAUACUGGACAACUUCUCAGCUCGUCAGCGACGCGCCACAAUGACAAUACUGAAGCUGAUGACGCUGUUCCUAGUGUGCUGGACACCGUUUUUUGUCAUGCUACCGACUGAUGCGCUGUGCACAUGUGUAUCAGAUUCUGUAUGGAUGCUGUGUACGUGGCUGGGCUACAUGAACUCGGCCAUAAACCCCAUGGUAUACGCAGUCGCCUCCCCUAGGGUUCGGAAGGCGUUGCUCGGCUCACACACAAGCACAACACAGACAGAACGAUGA